Messenger RNA from Cyprinodon tularosa, 4293 nucleotides. It is a transcript of the gene ncapd3, whose product is annotated as non-SMC condensin II complex, subunit D3. The record is from RefSeq and is a predicted model, not a curated record. Gene Ontology annotation, biological process: mitotic chromosome condensation; meiotic chromosome condensation. The transcript has 34 exons. Gene Ontology annotation, molecular function: histone binding. Gene Ontology annotation, cellular component: condensin complex; condensed chromosome, centromeric region. The coding region runs from base 57 to 4247 and encodes 1396 amino acids. NCBI's taxonomy places the organism in Eukaryota, Metazoa, Chordata, Actinopteri, Cyprinodontiformes, Cyprinodontidae.
GACCCGGAUAUGGAACAAAUUCUCACAUCCGGGCGGGCAGAUUUCAAACAAACAAGAUGGAUCUGAUAGCUGCGCUGCAAUUCCUCAACCUGAACCAAGUCCCACAAGACUGGGUGGACGCCGUGUGGGACUUGGAGUUCACCGAGAGGCAACCACUGGACGCCAUGAUGGAGGAUGAGCUGGCAGUUGCUGGGGAGAAGUCCUUCAGAACCCUGUACCGCUGCCUGAUGGAGCAGGCGGCAGAACAGCAGCGGUCUUCCGGCCAGGAAGGGGUGUCUCAGGGUGUCUGGGUGGUCCUUGGAGACAGCGGAGUGUCUGUGAAGUCCCUGGUGGCGGUUCUGUCACACUUUAUUCUGACGGCAAAGGCCAAAGAGGGGGGUGUUCAGCAGAGGGUCUGUGGACUCUAUGCAGCAUCUGUCUACCUGCUGCUUCUGGGGGUCCCAGGAAGCAUCGCCAACAAGGUGUUCCAUGAGGUUCUGUUGGACACGUGUUCUGACUUGCCGUCCCACUGCUGGCCUCAGGAGCACGGCAGGAAGCGCAAGAAAGACGCCCUGAAAGCUUCCCAGGCUGACGGCAAGAGGUCCAAGCCUCAGAGGAGAGACGCCAUGGAGAUGGACUUAGAAGAGGAAGAGGAAGAAGAAGAGCAGCAUUUCUCUGGCCAGGACCUGAUGAAGAUCAGAGAUGCCAUUGCUCUCCUUGUCCAGAGUCUUCUCCGCUUGCUGCAGACGUUUCCCCUCAAAGACCGAACGCAGAGUGCCAGCAACUGCACACAGAUCUUCAGUAAACUGCUGUCCUUCGAGCCUGUCGUGGGGGAGCUAACCUUCUCCCCUCCACAGGACCUCAGCGAACUGAAGAGCAUCCCAGAAAUGGCCUUCUAUGGCUUGAAGCUGCUCUGCUCACCGAAGCAUGGAGACCAGAAAGAAUCCCUAAGGAGAGUCUUCUAUCGGCUGCUCUACGUCAUCCUGAUGAUGAAUAAAGUCCAUGGCAGGAAGCCUUCCCUCCUCGUCCCCAACCAGGCCGUCCUCAACACGCGGGACCAGGCCAUCCACUUCGUCUGUCAUCUGGUGGAGGAGCUGAAAGAUCUGGCUCUACCUUUGCUUCAGAUCCUCCUGCAGCACAUCUGCUUCCAGAUGGUGGAGAAGAGUGAGUAUCGCAGCCAUGGAGCCCAGGCUGUGGGGAUGUUGACGUCUCAGAUGGUCAGUGUGGACUACGCCUGCUUCAUUAAGUGGCUGUUCAGCUUCUCCAGUCAUUCAAAGAUGGUGCACCGGCUGUUCUCCGUGGACGUGGUGAUGGUGUUGUUGGCCCAGCCAGAGAGGAGCGUGGAGGACUGUCAGGACCCGGAGCUGGCCAGGUUCCUGCCUCAAAAGUUCCUGAUCCAGGAGGUGUUGUUUGCCCGGCGAAACGAUGAGUCUCCCACCGUCCAGGGUCACGCUCUGUCCUGCCUGGCGCAGUGCUUAGAGCUGCCCUCACUCAAUGUGACCCGGGCCGUCCACGACCUCUUCUCUGCCACUGGAACUCAGACGGUGCUGGAGGAGGAGCUGACCGCAGGAACCUCUGGCUCCCAGAAGAGUUACCGAACUCUGCCCUUCAGGACGGUGGAGCUCAGCACUACCAGCAGCUCCAGCUGUGAGGCUAAAGAGAACCUGGCCCUUCUCCUGCGCCGUGUUGGUGACCCAAAGACAAACGUGAGGAAGGCGGCUCUGCAGGCUCUGGUGGGUCUCCUGAAGCACGGCGUUAUUCCUGCCACCUGGGAGAACCUGGAGAGUCUGUCGGAGCGCAGCAGAGACCCGGCCGUGUCCGUGAGGAAGAAGGCCUUGCAGUGCCUGGGGGAGCUGCUGGCUGCCAAACCGAGCUGCAGGGCGGUUCAGAAGGCGUGGCUGCACUGCGUGGUCCCAGCUGUCAUGGACACGGAGAGCUCUAUGCAGGAAAAGGCGCUGGAGCUCCUGGACCAGGUGCUGCUGAGUCAGGUGAAGCCUUACAAUGAGAGGAGUCUGCUGGACCACAGCCAGAGCCUGACCUGGGACCUGCUGGGCCUGCUGUGUGACGAGAGCCAGAACCUCAGUCGAUACUUCAGCCGGGCUUUCAGCAUCUGGUCCAAACAGAACAAAUUCAGCCCGGCCUUCAUCUCCAGCCUGGUCUCCCACACGCAGACGGACCACGCCGCAGGAGCCUGGCUGCUGCUCUCCAAGGCCGUCUCCUCAGUGUCCCGAGUCCCCCACGGCCAGAUCCUGGACGCCUGGGACACCAUGAUCAGAUCGGACAGCGUAAACGUGACCAGCUGCUGCCACAUCCUGUCUGUGGUCGGAGACGUUGCUGCUCACCUGAACGAGGACACCAAGGAGCGUAUCAUCGCCGACCUGAUGUCCCGGCUGAAGACUUUCCGCCUGCCCCUGGAGGUGAUCAGCGCCGCCAUGGACACGCUCUACCAGCUGGGUUGCAGUGAAGACGUCAGACUUACCCAGGCCUUCCUGAACCAGCACUGCGGUGAACUGGUGUCCAUCUGCGAGGCUUAUCUAGCUGGCAUCAUCCUGAACGAGAACAAAACUCAGGACCUGAACGAGGACCUGAUGAUCAAACACCUCCACACCCUUGGCGCAGCCUCCCUUCACUGUCCUGCCAAGGUCGGCAGAAGGACGGUGUUGCUGGUGGAAUCUGUCCUCACAUCCCCAUCCAAGAAGCUGGCAGAUGGUGAAGAGGAUCUGCCAACAUCUCAGCCUCUGACCCAGUUCAGGGACAAUGAGUUGCCGUCCAGCGUCAAAGCCCAUGGAGUCAUCACAUUAGGGAAGCUGUGUCUGCAGCAGGAGAAGCUUGCCCAGAGGUACCUGCCAGUGUUCGCCCGGGAGCUGGAGGUGGGCCCAGACGUGGCGGUCCGGAACAACGUGGCAGUGAUCAUGUGCGACCUGUGCGUCCGCUACACCAGCAUGGUGGACCUGUACAUCCCCAACGUGUCCGCCUGCCUGAGGGACAACUCCGCCGUGGUCAGGGAGAACGCCCUCAUCAUGCUAACCAACCUGUUGCAGGAGGAGUUUGUCAAAUGGAAAGGCUCCCUCUUUUUUCGCUUCAUGAUGGCACUGGUUGAUCCGGUUCCUGCCAUUGCCAGCCUGUGUGAGUACUGCCUCCUGCACCGGCUGCUGAAGAAGAACCCAGAGAUGUUCAGCCAGCACUUCAUCGAGUGCAUCUUCCACUUCAACUCCUACGACAAGCACACGUCCUACAACAAGUUCCCCCAGAGCGACAGAGAGAAGGCCCGGUUCUCCCUGAGGGGAGCUCAGAACAGGGAAAAGCGCUUUCGGAUUUACCGCUUCCUUCUGGAACACUUCACCGAUGCCCAGCGCUUCAACACCACCAACAAGAUCAGCCAGACAGUCUUAGCAUGCUUUGCAGAGGAGGAGCUGCCUCUAGAUUCAGAUGGAGCUGAGGUUCUGUCGGAGGCCUUCAACGUUUUGAGUCUGAAAGAGUUUAAGCUGCAGGCAGUGUCAGCACCAGCAGGGGGAGCUGAGGAGUCAGAGGAGGAGAACGUGGCCACCAUGACCAAGGUUGUCCUGCAGGUUGCCCAGAGGAAGGUGGUCUCUCAGGUCCAGAAGAAGGCCUUCAUAGAGAACACAGUUCCUCUGAUCAUCAGCCUGAAGAACCUUCUGGAGCAGAAACGCUCCCCUGUCCUUAAAGACCUCAUGGCCUACCUCCAGGUAACCAUGCAGGACUAUAGGAAUGAGGUGAAGGAGUUCUUCGCUGGAGAUGAGCAGCUGGCGGCUGAAGUGGAGUUUGCUCUGAAUACGGCAGAAAAGGAGAGAGAGAUGGCAGAGAAGAUGGAGAGCUGCAGCCUUACGGCGAACGGCCCAACGACCCUACCCAAGGGUUCAGAGCUCCUCUCUCCUGCCAGGAGACCCCUGCUGCCCUUCAACUUCACCACACCUCAGCCGCCUCCUCCAAGCUCCGGCCCAUCCAGACUGGCCCACACCGACCGCAGGCCUGUCCGCCCGUCCAGGAAGGAGGACCAUUGUCGCACUAAAUCGAUGACUCCUGACAAGACAGCCAUCGUUAGAGGAGGAGCUAAGGAUAGAGCCGUCAGCACUCCCAAAGGUUUUGAGAUCAGCCUGACGUUCAACGAAGGACUCAGCGCCAUCCUGAGUGACCCAGGAACCAGUUUCAGCGGAGAGUCCAGCAUCAGAUCAAAUGGACAACCAGCUCCUGGGCCAAGGCGCUGGAACGUUCUGUCCCCUCUCCGCCAGAAGAUGAAAUCUUCUUGAAUUUAGACGUUUGUCUUUCCCUGAUGUCCAUGGUUUCCUGUUGGUC